Messenger RNA from Peromyscus maniculatus bairdii (prairie deer mouse), 4033 nucleotides. It is a transcript of the gene Mplkip, whose product is annotated as M-phase specific PLK1 interacting protein. Gene Ontology annotation, cellular component: nucleus; centrosome; midbody. The record is from RefSeq and is a predicted model, not a curated record. NCBI's taxonomy places the organism in Eukaryota, Metazoa, Chordata, Mammalia, Rodentia, Cricetidae.
UAUGCACCGACCGAAUUUUCGACCCCCAACUCCUCCGUACCCCAGCCCGGGGAUAGGAGGCUGGGGUGGCGGAAGCAGCUUCCGGGGUGCCCUGGGCGGGGGGCCGCGGCCGCCCUCCCCGCGGGACGGGUACGGGAGUCCGCACCACACUCCGCCGUGCGGGCCCCGGGCUAGGCCGUACGGGAGCAGCCACUCUCCGCGGCACGGCGGCAGCUUCUCGGGGGCCCGUUUCGGGUCUCCGUCCCCGGGCGGCUACCCAGGCUCCUACUCCAGGUCCCCCGCGGGGUCCCAGCAUCAGUUCGGCUACUCCCCAGGGCAGCAGCAGACCUACCCCCAGGGUUCUCCAAGGACAUCUACACCAUUUGGAUCAGGGCGUGGUAGAGAAAAAAGAAUGUCUAAUGAGUUGGAAAGUUAUUUUAAGCCUUCAAUGCUUGAAGACCCUUGGGCUGGCCUAGAACCAGUAUCUGUAGUGGAUAUAAGCCAACAGUACAGCAAUACGCAAACAUUCACAGGCAAAAAAGGAAGAUACUUUUCUUAACUUUUCUGAAAUUCAACUGGAAGCUUCAUGUGUCAGGAACAUCUUGGACAGAACUUUACACAACUUGUACUUGUGUAAAUGAGUUGAACCCAAAGAUGAUGACUUUGGAUAAUGAAUGAUUAGCAGACCCUUGGGACAUCUCUAACUUUGUCAAGUAUUGUUGAUCUUAGAGAAGAUAAUAGGAUCAUUUGCAGUAUUUAGCUAUCUGGGAGUAUGUACCACAUUCAGAAGACCAGUAUACAUAUUUAACAUUUCUAAUAUAACACAUUUGUUUUUUCAGCGAUUUAAAAUAAAACAUUUUUUGUCUUCCUAGUUAAAUUGUGAUUUUGUAGAACUGCUAAAAUAAUGCUUCAUAAUCACUUAGAAUUUGAGGGUAAAUGUUUUGUAAACUAUUUUUUUAGUGAAAUAGAUAAGCUACUCAAGAUAGUUCUAUAUAUUUAUUAAUAGAAAUAUUCUACAAUCAUAUAUUACUUAGUAUUUUUGUUAAAAUAUUGAAACUUAAAAAUCACUGAACAUAAUUUAUAUGCCUUUAACCAGAAAAGGCAAGGAUAAAUCAUAUAUAUAAGAUAGGUCAGUGUCCUACCCAAUUUUCUCUAUUUUGAGCAUUGUAGAUUUAUUUUCUCUUGAAGCCAAAUGGUGUGUUGAUUUGCUGUCAUAAAUACGAGAUAAAAUGCCAGACAAAAACAAGGGAGGAGUUUUGGUUCAUAAUUUCUAAGGUUUCAGUGAAGGUCAGCUAGAUCCAUUAAUUUGGUCUUGAGGUGAGCCAGAAUAUGGCUGUGGACAUGGCAGACACUGCUCACCCUUGGCAACCAAGCAGCAGAAGGAUAGGAAGGAGUUAGGGAGAAGAGAAGCCUUUCCAGGGCACCUUUGCCUUCUACUUCCCAAUAAUACCAUCAUGUGAACCAUUAAGGUAUUAAUCCCCUGAUACAUAAAUACCCUGAUGGAUUAGACAAGUGGGGACCCUUCAUAGCCAUAUAUAACAAACAACUAACAAUAAUCUCAAAUCACUUCCACAGCAAAGACAAAUACAUAUAUUUGAUUCCAUCAAUCCCAAAGAAGACAAAUGAAGCUAGACAGUAAGGCCUAAUUACCUUGACUCGUGGACACAUUUCUAAUCUAAGGGAGGGUUUUAUGAACUUUAGCUCAGUUUGCCUACCUGGAGUAGUAGGGAAGGGAUGCUGUGCAUAUAUACCUAUAAUAAUGGAGAUAAAAUGUGGAGGAAUAUCCCCAGUUAUUUAAAAUCAAGUCUUGAACUAUGCAGUCUUUUGAAAAAUUUGUCAACAUUCUCCAAAAGAAAAGUGAAAUGGCUAUUCCACCUAGUUGAGCCAUACCUAUUUGUUGAUAAAGUCUUAAAAAGGCCAAAAAAAAAAAAAAAAAUACAAACUACUACAAGGAUUUGUAAAACCUCCAUUGGAGCCAGGACUUCAAAAUUUUUCUACAAGUUUUUAGCUAGAUGCCCCAGUUUUAUCAUGCAAAAUGAGGAAAUUCAUAGUACUUAAGUUCAUUUAUCCCUGUAUUCUGAGUUUUUAGAAUAGUGCCUGCAAAAUAAUAGGUACUAAAUAAUUAAACAUAUAAAUUUUAGUUAUAACUAUUUUAUUGUAUAAGGGUUAAUACAAUAAUGUUAUAUGGUUAUUUGAAAGAAAACGUCCAUAUUUAAAACAUGGUUUUUUUUCAUGUGUUGUAUUUGAUGAAAAUAAAAGCAUUUUGUAAAAUGCUUAUUGAACUUCAUAAAUAAAAAAGUAACAGUUGAAAAUAAUUACUAAACAGUCUCUUAGAAAGUAUGUUGUUGGCAAAGAUGAAAAAUAGACACAUGUUACGUGGUUAUAAUCCCAGCUGCCCCAGAGGCGGAGCUGACUUGAUUGUAAGGUUGAGGCUAGCCUGGGCAAUUAGCAAGACCUUACAAAAAUAAUGAAGUUAUGAAAGAUUUUGUGUGUUGUGUUUGUACUAUGUUUGGAAGACAUUCAAAUACAACUCAGAAUUCACAUUUUAUCCUGGGCGGUGGUGGCACAUGCCUUUAAUCCCAGCACUGGGAGGCAGAGCCAGACAGAUCUCUGUGAGUUCGAGGCAAGCCUGGGCUACCAAGUGAGUUCCAGGAAAGGUGCAAAGCUACACAGAGAAACCCUGUCUCGAAAAACCAAAAAAAAAAAAAAAAAGAAUUCACUUUUUUUUCUGCUGGACUUUAGAUGAAAUAUUUUUUAAAAAUUUAAAUUCUGUUAUCUACUUCCAGAGGCCUAUCGAACCUUUUCUGACUUUUUAAGGAGAAAAUUUUAUCCUCAGCAAAAAUGCAUACACGAUUAGUCAUUUAUUCUGAAUUAGGUUUUUGAUGGGGUUUUACUUUGUUUCUGCAUUGAGAGUCUGGCUAUGUAACUCUGGCUUUCAUGAACCUAACUAUGUAGAUCAGGCCAGCCUUGAACUCAAAGAGAUCUGCUUGUCUUUGUUUCCUGAGUGCUGGGAUUAGACCAGUGCACUACCACACCCUGCUAUCUUUAAGAAGAGUUCUUGAAGGCGGGGCCAUGGCGCACGCCUUUAAUCCCAGCACUCGGAGGCAGAGCGAGGCAGAUCUCUAUGAGUUCGAGGCCAUCCUGGUCUACAGAGCGAGAUCCAGGACAGGCACCAGAACUACACGGAGAAACCUUGUCUGGGGGCGGGGCGUGUUCUUGAGCUGGGCAUAGUGGCCCACACCUUUGGCCACAGCCCUUCGGGAGGCCAGGUCCGGUGGAUCUCUAAAUUUGAGGCCAGCCUGGUUGGUCUGUGAAGUGAAUGAAGUCCAGGACAGCCAGAGCUACACAGUGAGACUGUGUCUUGAAGAAAUAAAGCUGAAAAAACGUAUUAGUUACAUCUCAGAAACUGGGGUUUUAAUUAAAAACAAGAGUAUAGUUGACAUAACAUUGUCUUCAAACAAGAUUAUGAAUUCUCUUGAGCUGAUUAAUUUUUCCAAGGGAUAGAUGGACAUGAUAGUUUUAAGAAAAUCGAAAUUUAGAUCCUUCAUUCCCACAUCUCUGAAGAAUAAAUUUACUUAAGAAGAUACCUGUGCUAGCACAUGCCUUUAAUGCCAGCACCCGCAGGCAAGCAGGCAGGGGAUCUCUGAGUUCAAGGCCAGCCUGGUCUACAGAGUGAGUUCCAGGACAGCCAAGACUACAUAGAGAAACCCUGUUUCAACAAAGAAAAAGAAAAAGAAAGAUGCCUAUGAUCAAGGGAACACGACAGUUUCCUGUUUAAUCUGUCUUCCAUUUUACAAAAGAAAGAAGAUUUGUUUUCAAAAAAGAAGCCCAACAAUAUUUCUACGCUUUCAGAAAUCUGCCUCUUUCCUAUCAAGAGGAUGUGUCCUUUUGAACUUUAUCAAUCAUUUCUUCCUGUCCUGAUUAAAGGAGUAUGAUGAAAUUUAACUUAUUUUUAUUGUGAAUAAAAUAUUUCAUUCAGACUGUUAGAUUGCAUAUGAAAAUGUUCAGAAUUCAGAUGUUUUGUCAAGUAAAGAAGAUGGCAAUGUUUGUUUAA